This is a messenger RNA of Melampsora larici-populina 98AG31, 195 nucleotides long. RefSeq lists its product as uncharacterized. Lineage: Eukaryota; Fungi; Basidiomycota; Pucciniomycetes; Pucciniales; Melampsoraceae. The transcript has a single exon. The record is from RefSeq and is a predicted model, not a curated record. Bases 1 to 195 code for a protein of 64 amino acids.
AUGUGUAACAUAUCACUUAUCACUGCCAUGUACACUAUCUUUCGACCACAUAUAAUCUUGCUGCCCAGAGUGGACAUUACUCCGGAUGUGAUGAAGGACCUGAGAUUUGAUGCACUAUCUGGAUUUUUCACUGUUCUUCCAUCAACACACACAGGCUUAAUUCAGCUCUCUUCAGCUCAUCAGGUCUGGAUGUGA